UUUUUUUUUUUUUUUUGGUUUGUGGUAGAUUGUAGGAGUUUAUUUGGAUUAAAUUAUAAUUCUAGUUAAUUUUUGUGCCUUAGGUAGCUACUAAAUUGUUGUAGUUCUUGGUAAUUAUUCUAAGAGCAACAUAUUUGAGGUGGCUUUUGAAUCUGUGCCCUAGCUAAUUUUAUAUUGGUACUACUACAUGAGAGUACUUUUUUGUGAUGAUGCAAUCGAGUACAAAUGAGGUGUCUUGAUGUGGCCUACAUUCAUGCUUUGUCGAGGUGUUAGUGGUUGCCUGAUAGCUGCUUGUUACUGAAAGGGAAAAUUGGGAAAACUCUAUACAAAUGGGUUGACAAGUUACCAGACAUAUGAUGGUUUGCAUUAAUGUUGAAAGGAUUUUUGCGUUAGUUUGUUUACUCUGUCAAUGUUUAUUUUGGUAGGAUCUAUUUAUUAUCCAUUUUCUAUUAGUUCGUGCAGUAUGAAUAAGCCUACAUAACUCAGCUAGAUGCUUGCAAAGGAAAAUAUGUCAGGGAAGACAUUUGGCCAGAAACAAAACUUUUCUUUCUCAAAAUUUGCAUGUCUGUUUGAGUUGGGAGGGACUGCCACACAUCGUCACCCCACAAAUGAAUUGAAUGGCCUGAAUGACUGGCGCAAUGGUCCUAGAAUCAGCUGCUUUCGUGAUUUGGUUAGAAAGAGGAUUGCUGGAAUUUGUGAAUUGGAAGCAAAUUAUCAAUGGAAAGAGCUAGGAUCCAAUUUUGUUAACCUCUUAGAAAACCAACUAUUCAUGGAAGCUGCUUCAGAGGAGGAGUAUAUGAAUCAGGAUGUGCUGAGAUGGCGGUUGCAGGACUUAAUCCAAAGGGUGAUGGUUGGCUUAAACUGCAGUCCUGAAUUGCCCAGCUACACUGCUCCAUGCAAAGUGAUGCCAACCUUGGGUUUGGCUCAUGGUUACAAUUCAGAUGCAGCAGAUUCUCCUUCUAAUCACUUAAACCAAAACAUUUGUGGAUCUAACUCAAUGGUGGCUGGCAGAAAUCAACUUCGCUUUCUAAAAGAAUUACUUGAUAAUAAGGAUUCACACAUGAGGCAGAUUUCUAAUGACAUGCUCCUUUCUCCUGAAAUGAGCUCUGUCAUUACUACAUUUUCUGAAAGGGGUUCUACCAUUACCGCAAGUUCCAAUGGAGAUGGCUUUUCCGAGGUUGAAGCUUUUAAUGGUGGACCAUUCUUUACCAAGCAAGACUAUCAACAUAGUUUUGAGGUUGCAUCCAAGGAUAGCUGUCAACAACAAUAUCUUGCUCAGGGUGUUGCAAACAAUGAGAACCUUCCUGCCAGAGAUUUUGUAUCUACUUUUAGAGAAGGCUCAGAGUUCACUGAUUCAGUUUUGCAUAUCCCAGAACAUGCUUCUCAAGUAAUUUCAGAAGACUCUAUGUUCUCUAGCAUGGGCUUCAGCAGAAUGAAUCCUGAAGCACAGAUUCUGGAACAGAAACAGUGGCAACCUUAUUUGUCUCAUGAGCAAUUUAAUAAGCCUUUUCAUCUGGAUGAACCAAUGUAUUACCUUGCUCAACAAGGUGAAUUUAGCAGUCCAAUUGCUGGACAAGCAGUUUCUAUGCAUUCUCAGCUCCCUUCAGAACAACUUCAUGGCAUUCAUGUUGCUUCAGAAAGUUUUUCACUUCUUUCCAAUUCAAAGGAAAUUGCUGGUCCUAAACAUGAUUCUUUUGAAUGCAAGAUCUUACAUGCAUAUUCUAGCCACAAGAAUUCAGCUAUGCCCACAGGGGAUUGCCUAGUUUCUUUUGUUAAUUAUUUGCAUUCAACAUUUUGUAAAGAUCGAAGUUGCAAGUGCAGACAUUUCUGCGCACUUCUAUCACAUUUUGACAAAUGUUGCUAUGCUAAUUGUGAUAUCUGUGGUCCUCUUCGAGAUCAUCCUUUAACCCACAAUCAUCACCAAAAUGGUAGCUUUUUGGGGGAUUCCAGCAAGACUAACACUGGUGGAUCUGGCUCUUGCUCCUCAGAAAACAUGCUGCCACCUACAAAACGAUUUAAGCCCAGCUCUUACUGUUCAGAGAAUUCGCUACCAUUUUCAGGUCAUCUGAAGGUGAAUAAGUCCUCUAGUCUGUUGUCAUCUGAUAAAAGAACUUCUGUUUUGGCCCCGUUGACUGUUCAACCCUCUGAUCCUGAAGGUCUUCUGCCCUUGCUGCAAUGGCCAGAAUCUCCUGUGUCUAUUAAUUCUGAAGUUUUGGAGGGGAACACUGAAUUUUCUACAAGGCCCAUGCAAAGUCCUUCAAGGUUUUAUCAGAAAGGAAAUAGUGCUGGGGAACAAUUUUUGAGUCCUAAUGCUGAGAGCUUGUGCAGGCCUUCUAAAGAACUGAUUGUUGCUCCUAAGUCAGAGGAGAUAGACUCUAGAAGUUUUGGAGGAACUGUCGAUUCUGUAAGAGAUAAGGCUGACCAGUUAAGGGUUAAUUCCAUGCCUGCUCUCUUUGAAGAGCCUGGUACCUCUUCUAAAGAGGAGGUGAUACAGAUUGCAUCUAAUUGUGACCUUGCCAAGCCAGAUUUAGAGGCUGAAAUGAAUGAAGAGAUGAAGGCGGAGAAUCCAAAGACAAGAGGUGUGUCCUUGAUUGAAUUUUUCUCUGCAGAUGAAAUAAAGGACCACAUAUCAAGCCUUCGGCAGUGGAUUGGCCAGAGAAUAUCAAAGGAAGAAAAGGAAGAACAAGAAAUUCAUUGUGCCAAUGAGAAUACAUGCCAGUUGUGUGCAGCAGAUAAGCUUUUACUAGCCCCAGUUCCAAUAUAUUGCUCAUCUUGUGGUUCUCGCAUCAAACGCAGUGUGAUUUAUUAUAACGCCUCAGAGGAAAAUGGUACGAGGCAUUCUUUCUGUACUUUAUGUUAUAAGGCUCGAGGUGCGAGUAUCACAUUCUAUGGGAUAACUAUCCCCAAGGCAAAGCUGGAUAAGAAGAAGAAUGAUGAGGAAAUUGAAGAACCAUGGGUCCAGUGUGACAAAUGUAAAAGCUGGCAACAUCAGAUAUGUGCUCUCUUCAAUGAUAAAAGAGAUAUGGAAGGGGAAUCUGAGUACAUAUGUCCCAAAUGCUGCUUAGAAGAGAUUAGAAGGUGGGGACAUAUGCCAUUGCCAAAAUCUACUGUUCUUGGCGCAAAAGAUUUGCCAAGCACUUUGCUUAGUGACUUCAUAGAGCAAAGACUCUUUAGACGUCUUCAGCAAGAGAAAGAAGAUAAAGCAAAGGUUAUUGGAAAAAACAUUGAUGAGGUUCCUGGAGCUGAAAACCUUGUUGUCAGGGUGGUGUUAUCUGUUAAGAAACAGUUGAAAGUGAAGAAGCAGUUCUUAGAAAUUUUUCGAGAUGGCAAUUACCCUGAUGAAUUUUCAUAUAGCUCAAAGGUGAUUCUUUUGUUCCAGAAGAUUGAAGGAGUAGAUGUAUGCCUUUUUGGCAUGUAUGUGCAGGAGUUUGGAUCAGAGUGCAGUCAGCCGAAUCACCGCUGUGUUUAUAUCUCUUAUCUGGACUCGGUCAAAUACUUUAGGCCUGAAAGACAAACUGCAACUGGAGAAGCUCUUCGUACUUUUGUUUACCAUGAAAUCUUGAUAGGAUAUCUUGAAUACUGUAAGAAACAAGGUUUUGCGGCAUGCUAUUUAUGGGCCUGCCCACCUCUAAAGGGAGAAGAUUAUAUCUUAUAUAGCCAUCCAGCAAUUCAGAAGACACCAAAAUCUGACAAGUUGCGGCAAUGGUACAAUUCAAUGCUAAGAAAAGCAGCCAAAGAAAAUGUCGUGGUCAACGUCACUAACUUAUAUGACCAUCUCUUUGUUCCUAGUGGACAAUUUCACUCCAAGGUAACGGCAGCUCGCUUGCCAUAUUUUGAUGGUGACUAUUGGUCUGGUGCUGCUGAGACUAUCAUCAAUAACAUUGAGCAGCAAAAUGGAAAAUCUUCAGGGAGGAAGAUUAAGAAAUCAAUGACAAAAAGAACUCUUAAAGCCAUGGGCCAUACAAAUCCUUCUGAUGAUAUCACCAAAGAAGUUCUACUGAUGCAAAAACUAGGGCAAACUAUCUUUCCUGUUAAGGAGGAUUUCUUUGUUCUCCAUUUGCAAUUUGUUUGCACAUCCUGCCACGAAGUGAUAUCAUAUGGGCAGCGAUGGUUUUGCAGUCAAUGCAAAAAUUUUCAGCUAUGUGAAAGAUGCCAUGAUCUGGAGCACAGCCUCAAUGGAGGGGACACACACGCUAUAAGUAGCAAAGAAAAACAUCUACUCUCUAAGAUUAUGGUGGACGAUAUUCCAUCUGAUACCAAGGAUGAAGAUGUUAUUCUGGAUAGUUGGUUAUUUGAAAAUAGGCAUACCUUAUUAGGUUUCUGUCAGAAGAAUCACCAUCAGUUUGACACACUUCGACGAGCUAAGCAUUCUUCAAUGAUGAUCCUGCAUCAUCUUCAUAAUCCAAUAAUGUCCACUACUGCAACCACCUGCAACAUUUGUCAGCAGGAUAUCAAUGCCGAGGAUAGGAAUGUUUGUGCCACAUGCCGUAAUAAGAAAUUUGGUCUAUUUCGUAUUCAUAAGUUGGCUUAUCAGUCUUCUGCUGCUAAUUGUGAGACUGAGAAUAGAGAUGCAUGGCGGGGAUUACUCAAGCUAAAGGAACUGCUAUAUGUUCUACAACAUGCCUCGCAAUGUAGAACAACCAAUGGUGAACCCUGUUCUUACCCAAACUGCCUUCUGGUUAGAAGGUUGCUCUACCAUGCAUCUAAUUGCACCAUUCGGAUCAGAAGAGGUUGUCCGGGCUGCAUAAAGGCGUGGAAGAUACUUUGGAUUCAUGCAAAAUUUUGCAGGCAAGCAGAUUGCUGCGUGCCGCGCUGCAGAGAUUUGAAGAGUCAUAUGCAUGCACUGUAACCGGAGACUCUCUUGGAGGAUUAUUAGGAUCGCAAGCACCCAAAAUUUUCUCAGGGUAACUGAACAGUCCAAGUGUAUAGGAGAUAACCAACAUCACUAACCAAGUAUACAGCUUUUCGAGACCCAACUGUACAGUUCUUCGAGUUUUAAAGAAAUGUAAGGCAAAAAACCAAGUUUUGACGCCUAUUUAGUAAAGUAAAUUAGCUCAAGUUUUUCCCCUCUUGAAAGGUGGAAAUGGAGUGCCAUAAGAUAGGUAACUUUCUCUAGUUUUAGUUAGGUCUUAGGCUGAUACAACAUUUUGAGCGUCCAUAUCAUCAGAUCUUGUUUGCAAGUGUAUAGCUGGACUCAACUCAGUUAUUAAUUAGUAUCUUAUGUGUUGCUGCUGCGUA
Messenger RNA from Ricinus communis (castor bean), 5238 nucleotides. Its product is annotated as histone acetyltransferase HAC12-like. Bases 491 to 4849 code for a protein of 1452 amino acids. Gene Ontology annotation, molecular function: histone acetyltransferase activity; chromatin DNA binding; zinc ion binding. The record is from RefSeq and is a predicted model, not a curated record. Gene Ontology annotation, cellular component: histone acetyltransferase complex; transcription regulator complex. Gene Ontology annotation, biological process: positive regulation of transcription by RNA polymerase II. The transcript has 17 exons. NCBI's taxonomy places the organism in Eukaryota, Viridiplantae, Streptophyta, Magnoliopsida, Malpighiales, Euphorbiaceae.